Neodiprion fabricii is the source of this 2941-nucleotide messenger RNA. Its product is annotated as facilitated trehalose transporter Tret1-like. The coding region runs from base 335 to 1777 and encodes 480 amino acids. NCBI's taxonomy places the organism in Eukaryota, Metazoa, Arthropoda, Insecta, Hymenoptera, Diprionidae. The transcript is spliced from 7 exons. Gene Ontology annotation, molecular function: sugar transmembrane transporter activity. Gene Ontology annotation, cellular component: membrane. Gene Ontology annotation, biological process: carbohydrate transport; transmembrane transport. The record is from RefSeq and is a predicted model, not a curated record.
GCGCGAAACGGUACCAGGUACAGUUUCGUCGUCUUAAAAGUCUCUAAGGGAUCUGAAGUCUUUAAAGUGACACCGAGUCAUGAUUCGUCCGCUCAGAGGCUUGUAUUAAACUCAACGAAUAACCCAACGUUACCGUAUCCGUACACCUUCGUUUCGGAUCUUUCCGAUAAAUUAACGGAUAGAUAGACGGAAUUUCCGUGGACGAAAAACGGCUAGUGGAUCUUGGCGCCAUAUUUCUGCAAGCAUUGCAUACAUCACGUCGGUUGGUCACCGUGUGAACGAAGAGAGUACAUCGUCAUUUUGCGUGAUACAGUUUGUGUGGUUGUGUACAAAAAUGACCUCAUCAAUUCCGGAUGAUAUUUCACCACCGAUGCCUACGAGUAAAAAGUCGACGCAGUACCUUGCAGCCGUUUCAUCUACCCUGGCCGCCGUGACUGCUGCCAACUAUAUCGGCUGGUCAUCCCCGGCACUUCCGCUCUACAAUCAAAAGGAUACUCUAGCUUUGAGUGACGACGAGAAGUCAUGGGUCGGAUCCUUGCUCGCGCUGGGUGCUCUUUUGGGUGCGAUUCCUGCGGGAUGGGUAGCCGACAAAUUUGGAAGGAAGAAAUCGAUACUGAUGAUCGGUGUACCUUGUUUGCUUUUCUGGUUCAUGAUCGGAUUUGCACCAAGCACGUUGUGGUUGUUCGUGGCUCGAUUUUUGAGCGGAGUUGCAAACGGGGCAACGACAGUCAUCGUUCCGAUGUACGUUUCCGAAAUCGCGGAGCCGGCUACUCGAGGUACGAUUGGCUCGCUUUUCGAGCUCCAGAUGGCGAUUGGUCUUUCGCUGGGGUGGUUGACAGGUUUGAUCGGGAAUCUCAAAUGGAUAGCCAUGACCUCAGCCACUAUACCGGCCGCCCUGCUGCUGAGCUUCAUCUUUAUGCCGGAAACCCCGGUGUGGUUGAUCGGCCAAAAUCGUCGAAAGGACGCCGAGAGAGCGAUGGAGAGACUCAGAGGUAGAGAUUUCCCGUUUCAGCAGGAGCUUGCGCAGCUCGAGUUCAACAAAGAAUCCCAGAGCAAGCAGAGGGCAGGAUUUUCGGAGCUAAAGAAUCACAAAAGGGCUGUCCUAAUCUCCUUCGGACUUACGGCUCUCCAACAACUGUCCGGAAUAAAUGCGGUUGUUUUCUACGCCGAGGAGCUUUUCGUUGCCAAAGAAUCGGUCCUCACCCCGACAGUCUGCGCUGCCAUUAUGGGCGUCGCUCAGGUUCUUGCGACAGUCGUAUCCACGGUGCUGGCCGACAAAGCUGGCCGGAGAAUCCUCCUCAUGAUCAGUACGGUCGUCAUGGGUGUCUGCCUCAUCGUCGUGGCAGUACAUUUCCAUUUUCAGGCUGGAGUACAAACGAAGGGUAUUCCAUGGGUGCCUCUGAUAUUCUUCACAAUCUACAUAAGCAUGUACGCAAUUGGAUGUGGACCAGUACCUUGGAUCAUGGUGAACGAAGUGUCGCCGACGAACGUCGUGGGUACGAUCAGUGCGUCAGCGGCGAUGAUCAAUUGGUCGCUGACCUUCGUGGUUACCAAGGUUUUCAUCAAUCUACAGUUCACUAUCGGUCUGCCCUUGACGUUCGGUAUGUUCGCCUUGUUGUGCAUGAUCGGUACGAUAUUCGUCGCGGUCGUCGUACCGGAGACGAAGGGCAAGACGAAGGAGGAAAUCCAGCUCCAACUUCAUAAGAUCAAGAAAGCACCGAUGGAUAUCGCACCGAUGGAAAUCUAUACUAUCACUACCGAGCAGACUAGGCUGUGAUCUGGGAACAAUUGUCAGCGCAUUUCGGAUUUGCGAGAUGUGAUAGUUUUGGACGGAAUGAUAAAGAAUAAAGGAUAAAUUCGACGUGUGGAUGAAAUGGCGCAUCCCUCGUCCCUGACAGAAUAGCACAUUCAAGAAUCUUAAUAGAAACGAGAAACCCGAUUGAUUCUACUUUCACGUCGCUUUGACGGCGACCACUGCCAUCCGAAUGUUACUGCAUCAUCGUGGAUUCUCAUCAGUUUUUUUCACCUCAAGGCACACUGCAGCUUCCCGAGAGAAUUCGGAAACUGAGUUUUAACUUGAGUCGUUACUCAACCACAAGCUUCACUCUUCUAUUUUCGUUAGCAAAUCUCGUCACUUUCCAUUUAACCUGUCCUACUAACCGAAAUCUCAAUUUGUGUCAAGUUUAAUUGACAAGAUUUUUCACGUUAUUUUUUACCCAUUGAAUCACCUUAUUACAAUAGAAUAAAAUGUCAUCCAAUUACCUGAAGUCAUCACUUCAUUGCUGACUCUCAGUUUUGAAAAAACAAAAAUAUCACGGUGGUAGAUGCGGAUCCUAAGCGAGUCGGUAAAGAUCCAUAGUUGAUUGGAACUUCCAGCUUGUAAUUUUGAUUAUCGACAAUUUCGAUGUCGACUUACUUUUCAUGGUACUCGCACAAGGGAAAGUGGGACAAAACUGACUCUCUACCUGUAAAAAAAACAAAUCGUUUAAAAAAUUUUCCAGCUACCGAUAUGAGAAUAUUCUGUUGCUGAAACUAAAUUUCACUUGAUCUCACAAAAUCCUGCGUUGCCUUGACAAAAACUACUCAAUUUCUCAGUGUUUCGUUUCGCAUAAUUUUCUACCGUGAUACCAUCUUGCCCCGCUUUCUCGUAUAAAUAGGUGUGCGUACAUGUGCUAUAUUUUGGAUUUUAGAAGAGGCGUAGCUUAUAUAUUGUAUGUAUACAUAUAUUAUAGGUGUAUGUGUCAUCCAGUUUUUAACAGUUGGCGUGUAGUUAUAUCUCGAAAAUACAUCGCACUAUCAUUGUGACUCGCAAAUAUUAUUGACCGUUUCAUUCGCGUGCUAAUUGGUUGCAUAAAUAUUUUUGCGUAGUUUGAAAACUUCAUAUCUAUACACUUACCACGCUUCGAAUCAUAGCAUUCCAUUACCAGUCAGUUCAAAGUUU